AUGUGGUUGAAUGAAACAAAAUCACCUGAUGAAGAAGAAGAACCAAUGAUCUAUUCAGAUGAGAUUCAGAUUACUGAAGAUAUGGCUGAAUCGGAUACACUAAAUACAAAUGUCUUAUUAGAGGAAGAUGCAACAUCAGAAGAAGAAUCAGUUGUUGAAGAUUCUAGUGAUGAAGAAAACUUUAGUAAUACAAUUACAGAUGAUACUCCUCCUGGUAAAAUAAUAUUUGGUAUGCAUUUGUUAUUAUGUCAUAUUCGUUGUUUAAUCAUUUUAAUUCGGAAAUGUUAUUUAAUCAAUGAAUAUGUUCGUAGACAAGCAAAAGCUGAUAAAACUAUACACAGUGGUGAACUUGUAGUUGAUUUCCAUAUUAGAUGGAAUACAACUUGUGUUAUGUUAACAAAAUUCAUCGAACAUCGUCGUAUAAUUGUUGAUAUUACCGAUACUCCAGAAAAAAUUACGAAUCUAAAAAGAUCCAAAUGUGAUCGUCUAAUAUCAUUAACAUUACGUCCUCAACAUUGGAAAUGGAUAAUUACUUUGAAAAAAAAUACUUGA
Messenger RNA from Rotaria sp. Silwood1, 552 nucleotides. The record is from the annotation of a GenBank genome assembly. NCBI's taxonomy places the organism in Eukaryota, Metazoa, Rotifera, Eurotatoria, Philodinida, Philodinidae.